Saprolegnia parasitica CBS 223.65 is the source of this 256-nucleotide messenger RNA. RefSeq lists its product as hypothetical. Gene Ontology annotation, biological process: proteolysis. Bases 10 to 198 code for a protein of 62 amino acids. NCBI's taxonomy places the organism in Eukaryota, Oomycota, Saprolegniomycetes, Saprolegniales, Saprolegniaceae. The transcript has a single exon. Gene Ontology annotation, molecular function: serine-type peptidase activity. The record is from RefSeq and is a predicted model, not a curated record.
UUUGGCUACAUGCUCGACACACAGGGCGGUAACUCGGGGUCGCCCGUCUUCUCGACCAAGGAGAACGUCGUCGUCGGUCUCCACAACUGCGGCGGCUGCGAGAACGGCGGCAUCAAGAUCAACAAGGUUGUCGACAUCCUCAAGGCCAAGAACUUGGUCCCGAAGGACGCCAUUGUCAACACCAAGCCGGCGUGCUAGUGAGAAAAGUCGACGAUAGUGGAGCUGUAAACGCUGCAGAAUUUUGAUUUGUUUUUGG